UCCAGUCUCAUCACGCAACCCGCCUUGCGCCACCAUUGAACACGCAUAACACGCCGCGAAACGCGUCCGACGCUAGAUUUUGGAGCUUGCCUCGACCCUCGUGCCGUUCGCGUGAGAUCUGCCUCUGUCUCUAAGCAUUGGAAGCUGCGCAUCGCCACCCAGCGUUUCGCCAUGGCUGAUAACGCCCCAGAGAAGCCCGAGGUCGCUGCGCCUGUUGCUGGCACUGAGGAUAAGGUCGCUGGCGAGGGAGAUGUGGCCGCCAAGACUGUGGAUAAGUCGGAAGCGGGUGAUGCUACAAUGGAGGAAGUAAAGGAAGCUGAAGAACCCAAGGUGCCCGAGAGCGCAGAAAAGACUGCCAAGGCCGCAACCGAAAAGCCAGCUGAGAACGAGAAAAAGACCGAUGCGGACGGCGAUGCCGAGAUGAAAGACGCUGCCGAGACUGCUGCUGCCGCUGAGCCUGAAGCUGAUGCUGCCGCCGCCGACACUCCAGCUGCUGCGAAGGGCAAGGGUCGACGAAAGUCGACUGCUGGAGAGUCAAAGGGCAAGACUCUGAGUAAGAAGGGCUCAAAGGCACGCCUAACCCACAUUGAUGCUCAGCCUGGCGAUCAUUUCUUGGUGAAGCUCAAGGGUUUCCCGGCUUGGCCCGCCAUCAUUUGCGAUGAGGACAUGCUCCCGCAAGCUCUCAUCAAUACUCGACCAGUCUCCGCGGCACGUCCUGACGGAUCCUACUCUGAGGCUUACGCGGAUGGCGGUAAGCGAGUGCACGAUCGAAGCUUCCCCGUCAUGUACCUGUAUACAAACGAAUUUGGAUGGGUUGCAAACACUGCCCUAUCCGAGUUGACCGCGGAUAAGGCCCGAGAUACGAUUGGAGACAAGAUGCGAAAGGACCUAAAGGCAGCUUUCGAGCUCGCAAUCGAGCAGAACUCAAUUGAGCACUACAAAGCGAUUCUACAAAGUUUCCAGGAUGAGCUGAUUGCCCAGGAAGAGGCUAGGAAAGAGGCUGCAGCUACGCCGAAGAAGUCCAAGAAAGGAAAGGCGAAGGCGAACGAUGAGGAUGAAGACGUGGAUAUGGAGGAUGCGGAAGAGGCGCCAAAGGCUAAGCCAAAGAAGCGAAAGGCCGCCGAUGAAGAAGCCGCUGUCCCUCAGCGCUCUGAGUCCGUUAAGAAGCCUAAGAUAAAGCUUAACACAUCAUCAUCCGCAUCAAAGGCUGCGAAUGGAACGACAGCGCCUAAAGCCAAAGAAGAAAAGCCUGCGAAGGUCGCAAAGGCCAAGCCAAAGAAGGGAACCGACAAGAAAUCUGAUGCGCCCAAAGAACCCAAGUUGACCCCAGAGGAGCGACAUCAACGCAAGGAGAAAGAAAUUAUGUACCUGCGCCAUAAGCUCCAAAGGGGUCUCUUGACUAGAGAGCAGCAGCCACGAGAAGACGAGAUGGAGGCGAUGUCCAGUUUCAUCACUAUCCUUGAGAAUUUCCAGGAUCUUGAUGUGUCAAUUAUUCGGGGCACUAAGAUCAACAAGGUUUUCAAGGCUAUUCUAAAGCUCGACUCUAUCCCCCGUGAGGAAGACUUCAACUUCAAGAAGAGGUCUCAAACUUUGCUGGACAAGUGGAACAAGCUACUUGCUAGCGAUCCUGCGCCCGCUAACACGGCGAAUGGUGUCAAUGGAGCUUCUGAAUCCAAGGACUCCAGUAAGCCGACUGGAAACGGCGAUGUGAAAGAGAGCGACGACAAGACUAAAGAGGUCGAUGAUGAGAAGCCUAAGGGAGAUGAUGAAGAAGUGACUGGCACGACCGCAGCCAAAGAUGAAGAAUCAAAAUCCAAGGAAGAUGUGAGCGAGAAGAAGGACGAAAAGGCCGAGGCCGAGGCAGUGAGAUAACACCAUUUACCAGUUAUUGACCAAUUCUAAUUUUUCUUUGUAAUAGGCUCCCGCUUCCGCAGCAGUUGAAGCCGCUGCUUAAGCUCCCAGGGUUUUCGAAUAUUCUGACAUAAUUCUGAGAACAAAAAUGUCUUUCAUAUCUAAGUCUCGGUUCUGAUACAG
This is a messenger RNA of Trichoderma asperellum CBS 433.97, 2034 nucleotides long. The record is from RefSeq and is a predicted model, not a curated record. Lineage: Eukaryota; Fungi; Ascomycota; Sordariomycetes; Hypocreales; Hypocreaceae.